Messenger RNA from Adineta ricciae, 498 nucleotides. The record is from the annotation of a GenBank genome assembly. Lineage: Eukaryota; Metazoa; Rotifera; Eurotatoria; Adinetida; Adinetidae.
AUGCUGGAUCUGACCGGAUCCGAAACUUCGUUACGGCUCAUUGUGUCUUCAAUCCACACACCAACAACUGGCAUUUCUAAAUUUCUUGAUCGACUACUUCAACCAUUAUUUGAUAAACAUGCUCGUUCAACUACAGUUAUUGAUGGUGUUGAUAUCAUUCGCCGUCUCAAAACAUAUGUUACAAAUGGUUAUUUAAAGCCAACUACAUAUUUAUGUACAUUUGACAUUACAGAUUUAUAUACGGUAUUAUCUCAAGAAGAAUCUCUCAAGAUCUUAACUGAAUCUCUGUUGAAACAUGUACAUUCUGAAACUUUCAGAUAUCCGCCAAGAUUUAUACAUAGUCAAAUCAAAACAUUUCUCAGUGAGAAUGACAUCAAAUGUCCAGUGGUACCGCAAAUGCAAGAUGAUCAUCAAUUUCAUAUUGUACGUCAUCAACUACUGAAUAAACCAACCGUUCAAGCAAUGGCAUUACAAUCUCGUGUGUUCAAAAUAACAUAA